UCUUUUUACGAAGAUGUGGAAGAAAAAGUGAUGAGGCUUCUAUCUAUACACUAUGAAGAAGCUAGUUUAGACGGUUUUGCAGAGAUUAAGUCGAAACUUGAUGAUGCAGUUCCUAUUCUAUUCUUAUGCGACGCACAGGCCGCUCGCCAUUCUAAUCUAAAACCUUCGUCACCUAAGGCUGUGAAAUAUGAGAAUGUCGUCACCAUAUUCACUAGGCAAUUAGAAGAUCAUGUGAGAGACAAUUGCGAUGAAACUGCAAAAGGUGUUACCAACUUGGGGAUUCCGCACUACACGGGAUGCGAGCCAAAGAACACCACCAUUGAAGAGGCAAUUUCUGCUGCUGCCGCUCAGGGUGGCCAAGGCUGCGGCAUGUACUAA
Messenger RNA from Cylicostephanus goldi, 378 nucleotides. The record is from the annotation of a GenBank genome assembly. Lineage: Eukaryota; Metazoa; Nematoda; Chromadorea; Rhabditida; Strongylidae.